AUGUACCUGAAAAGUGCACUGACCACAGUCCUGCUACCCUGCCUUUAUCUCUUGGUGCUCAGCAUUGGCCUUCCAGCCAAUGCCCUGGCUCUCUGGGUCCUGCUCACUCGAAUUAAAAAGCUGCCCUCUACCAUCUUCCUGUUGAACCUGGCAUUGGCUGACCUCCUCCUGACCCUUUCCCUUCCUUUUAGAGUUUCCUACUAUCUACUGGGAAACAACUGGCCCUUUGGAGAGCUGCUGUGUCGGGCCUGCACUGUGCUGUUCUAUGGGAAUGUCUACAGUUCCAUUCUGUUCCUAACUUGCAUCAGUGUUGACCGGUACCUGGCUGUUGUACAUCCCUUCCUCUCAAAGGAAGUCCGGAGGACACGCUCCGCAUAUUGCGUCAGUGCCACAGUCUGGCUCCUGGUCAUUCUUGGUCUGCUGCCUUUUUACAUCAACCAGCAGGCUUAUCGGAUCCACACUCUCAAUAUCACCACGUGCAAUGAUGCACUCCCAGACGAGGCACUGUCUGGUUACUACUUCUAUUACACUGCUUGUCAGGUGGUUUUAGGUUUUGCAAUUCCCUGUUUAAUCACUGUCUUUUGCUAUGUGUCAGUCAUUGCCACACUGGUGUCAAAUGGCAAGCAAUAUGCCCAAGCGAUAAAGGUCACACUGUUAGUUCUGCUAGUAUUCCUGCUGUGCCUUACUCCAUUUCAGGUGAUCUUGUUAGCCCAGUCCAACACACGCAACAGUGACACUUAUGCUUACACCAUGAUCUGCCAAGUUCUCAGCACCUUCAAUAACUGCAUUGAUCCAUUCAUCUACUAUUACAUCUCUGAAGAGUUCAGAGAUAAACUCAGAACUGCAAUCUCUACCCUGAGAAAUGAAACAAGUUCUGGAAAGUCAGCUCAGAGUCUCAUUCAGAGCAACAGCACAUCCCAGCCAGGUCACCAGCCAGUGUAG
Molecule: messenger RNA, 942 nt
Organism: Chiloscyllium plagiosum (whitespotted bambooshark)
Lineage: Eukaryota; Metazoa; Chordata; Chondrichthyes; Orectolobiformes; Hemiscylliidae
Source: RefSeq, a predicted model, not a curated record